CUUAAUCCCUACCCAUGUCAAUUCCUUCACUUAUCAAAUCAAAAAUUACUGAGUGUCUGUGUUGUGCUAUACAUUUUUUGUUUUGUCUAGAUACAUAGCGAUUCACAAAAUAGCCCAAAGUCCUUGUGUCCGUGGAGCACUGCAUUGUUUUAUUCUCCAUUUCUGGAUCAGUCUCUUCCUCCAAACUUCCUGGAAGAAGGGCACAAGAUCUGACUCCCCUUUGUGACCCACACCCUGGCAUUUGCUUAGACAAAAUGUCAGUUGAAUUUUGAAUUGAGUAAAUUAUAGCCUCCCAUCACAUUGGCUCACACCAUGUCCCAUGUCCUGAUACAAGGAGUUAGAAGAGGUCACCAAACCCAGUAGCUCUUAUUACCCCUCAGAUCAAGACCCUGGAGUUCUGUACAUUUUUUCAGGGCUCCAGAAGGGUAAGAGUCAGCCCCACCUUGUUCCUGCAGCUAGUAACUUGAACUGCAGGUUUCCGGUGACAGCAGCAGCUUCCGCAUCAAUAAUUGAGAGCAGGUCCAGCCUGCCUCAGGGUUCUCUGGCCCCAAGAGCCCCCCCCCUCCUGUCCUAUGCUCUGAUCUUCUCCAAGCAGGAGCCUUCAGCGCAGGGCGCUGGCAGGGACCAUGUCCCCUGCCAUCGCACUGGCCUUCCUGCCACUGGUGGUGACAUUGCUGGUGCGGUACCGGCAUUACUUCCGACUGCUGGUGCGUAUGGUCUUGCUGCGGAGCCUCCGAGACUGCCUUUCAGGACUGCGGAUUGAGGAGCGGGCCUUCAGCUAUGUGCUCACCCAUGCCCUGCCUGGAGACCCCAGUCACAUCCUCACCACCCUGGACCAUUGGAGCAGCCACUGCGAGUACCUGGGCCACAUGGGGCCUGUCAAAGGUCAGAUUCUGAUGCGGCUGGUGGAGGAGAAGGCCCCUGCUUGCGUGCUGGAGCUGGGCACCCACUGCGGGUACUCCACAUUGCUUAUUGCCUGUGCCCUGCCCGCCGGGGGCCGCCUUCUCACUGUGGAGUGGGACCCACGCACAGCAGCAGUGGCUGAAAAACUCAUCCGCCUGGCUGGGUUCGACGAGCGCACGGUGGAGCUCAUCGUGAGUAGCUCAGAGGAGGUGAUCCCACGCCUACGAACCCAGUACCAGCUGAGUCGGGCAGACUUGGUGCUCCUGGCACACCGGCCCCGAUGUUACCUGCGAGACCUGCAGCUGCUGGAGGCCCAUGCCCUGCUGCCAGCUGGUGCCACUGUGUUGGCUGACCACGUGCUCUUCCCUGGUGCACCUCGCUUCCUACAGUAUGCCAAGAACUGUGGCCGCUACCGCUGCCGCCUCCACCACACUGGCCUCCCAGACUUCCCUGCCAUCAAGGACGGCAUAGCCCAGCUCACUUAUGCAGGACCUGGCUGAGGUCCAGCCCUAGGAUACAUACUGCUGCCCCCUCCACCCCCACCCAAACAAGGACCUCAGAACAUCCCCUCCCCUCCCUGGUUGUGGCCUGACACAUGCUGGGCUCAGGAUGGGGAGAGGCUGUCCUCCCACCUUUGCCCUACUCCCAUUCCACACUGAUUCAGACAUCAAGUUCUGUCAGAUUGCUUGGUCCCACUAGCCCCUCUCCUUCCAGAGAGUCAUGGAUUAACAGGCAAGAGCCCUGAGCUCCCAAUCCCAACUCUAUCACUGAUUUUCUGGGUGACUCCAAAGGAGUCCUUAUGCUGC
Ailuropoda melanoleuca (giant panda) is the source of this 1709-nucleotide messenger RNA. RefSeq names its product leucine rich transmembrane and O-methyltransferase domain containing (gene LRTOMT). Gene Ontology annotation, biological process: dopamine metabolic process; developmental process; catecholamine catabolic process. The transcript has 4 exons. NCBI's taxonomy places the organism in Eukaryota, Metazoa, Chordata, Mammalia, Carnivora, Ursidae. Gene Ontology annotation, molecular function: catechol O-methyltransferase activity. The coding region runs from base 627 to 1403 and encodes 258 amino acids. The record is from RefSeq and is a predicted model, not a curated record.